Molecule: messenger RNA, 153 nt
Organism: Phanerochaete carnosa HHB-10118-sp
Lineage: Eukaryota; Fungi; Basidiomycota; Agaricomycetes; Polyporales; Phanerochaetaceae
Exons: 2
Coding region: 1-153 (50 amino acids)
Source: RefSeq, a predicted model, not a curated record
AUGCUAAGCAAUGCUGAGCAGCUUCUGCAGAUCUUUGAACAUGACAGACAGCCUAUCAAGUUCUUUCUUGUUGCAGGACCCACUUACAUGAUGGAAAAGGCAGGCUUGAAACUACAGGAUCUUCAAAUCCAAAUGACUUUGCAGAACAUUUAA